Laccaria bicolor S238N-H82 is the source of this 831-nucleotide messenger RNA. RefSeq lists its product as uncharacterized. The coding region runs from base 1 to 831 and encodes 276 amino acids. The transcript is spliced from 6 exons. The record is from RefSeq and is a predicted model, not a curated record. Lineage: Eukaryota; Fungi; Basidiomycota; Agaricomycetes; Agaricales; Hydnangiaceae.
AUGAGUGGGUACGAACGUUAUUGGCUGGGCUGGACAUGUUGGUCAGAGGUGAUACGAAAUGCCCGAAUCCUGGGUUGCCUCGUCUGGUUCCACGUACCUUCACGUCUCACUCACAAAACCCCCGAAGAGAUCCAAUCCGGAGAGUCGAUACAGGGGAUGGACAAAGUCAUGGCGGAGAAACGUAUGGCGCUGGACCUUAUUGACGGAUAUGCAGUUUCUCUCAAACAUCGCAUUCGAGGCAAGCUUGGAAUCUACUAUGAAGGCCUCUACCAUCUUAUUAGGCCUCUGCACAAGCAUGACCACACUGAUGGUCAGAACAUCCAACACGCCAUCACCUCAGGCCUUCCCGUACUUAGAAAAGCACAACGUAUCACGACGAAAACUCACAUGCAUUCUCAAUCACCACCCCGUCGCGCUCGUUCCGUCUCUCCAGAUCUUUCACUGGAAACCUCCGACCCAGCGAUCCCUACAAUCAACGCUUAUGGUACCUUCGACCGUAACAAGCUCUCAUCUAGCUCUCCGCCUCAACCUUCCCAAUUGCCGCCUCUAAGGCGCAGCGCGUCUCAUUCUUCUCAUCUCUCCAGUCAAAGUCAGCAUCAGCCUCUGCUUCCUUCAACGCAACCACCUGUAGAUACCGUCAUGGACAAAAUAUCGUCAGACCUCAUUCCUUUACGUGGGUUGGCAGCCUUGUUUCAAUGGUUCCACCCCCAGCAUGCUCUGGAGUUGCUGCCCUCAUUCGAUACCGAAGUCGACUCAGGUGCGACUUCACAGCCCCAGCCCCAGUGGCGGGGACCCGUUCAAUUAAGUAAGGAUAUUCGGAAGGUUUUAUGA